This is a messenger RNA of Prorocentrum cordatum, 630 nucleotides long. NCBI's taxonomy places the organism in Eukaryota, Dinophyceae, Prorocentrales, Prorocentraceae. The record is from the annotation of a GenBank genome assembly.
UCGGUGCCGCCCGCGACGCAGACUCGCUAUCGGGGCGCCUGCGAGAAGUUCAAGGGCUUCGCGUGCGAGCACGGGCUGAGCAUCCUUGCAGGAGCCGCAGUCGACAGCAGCCUGGAGGUCUACCUGGAUCACGUGUGGUUCGACGGCAGAAGCAUCUUCGACGCUGGCAGAUGCGCGUGGGGGGGCGUCUCACGAGACCCCAUGCCACAGCAGGCUCUGUUUCUUGCCUGCGACUGGCUCUGCGACAUGGGCAACAAGGCCAAUCUCAGCGCAUCCCAGGUGUACCAGACCACCGCAAACGAUAUCAAAGUGGCUCCUUCAAGCCUUCGAGGCGCCGGCUACCCUGCUGCCGCUAUCAUGAUAGCGCAGUCCUCGGAGGGCGACGAUGGUGGGGCUUCGCGGCGGCCCAUAACCAUGGCAGUGGAGCAGGACGACACUGUGGUCUUCACGGGUGCUGCCUCCAAGGAGGUCGGCGGCGAUCAGGUGGCUGGCCUUCUCGCCAAGCUUAAGGCAGCGAAGCGAGGCAGCUCCGCGCCCUUGUUCGGCCUGACCGUGGCGGAGUACGAGCGCCGCUGCAUGGCCGCCUUCGAGGCCUGCAGCCUUGGCGCCCUCUGCCUCGCGCCGCGCGUG